This is a messenger RNA of Protobothrops mucrosquamatus (brown spotted pit viper), 2076 nucleotides long. RefSeq names its product delta like canonical Notch ligand 4 (gene DLL4). Gene Ontology annotation, molecular function: calcium ion binding. Lineage: Eukaryota; Metazoa; Chordata; Lepidosauria; Squamata; Viperidae. The transcript has 11 exons. The coding region runs from base 1 to 2061 and encodes 686 amino acids. The record is from RefSeq and is a predicted model, not a curated record. Gene Ontology annotation, biological process: multicellular organism development; establishment or maintenance of epithelial cell apical/basal polarity; heterophilic cell-cell adhesion. Gene Ontology annotation, cellular component: plasma membrane; protein-containing complex.
AUGGCCGCCUUGCGUCUCCUGGGCUUCGCGCUAGCUCUGGCGCUCCCGCUGCAGCGGGUCUGCGGCUCCGGCGUCUUCCAGCUGGAGCUGCGCGAGUUCGUCAACGGGCAGGGUUUCCUGGCCAGCGGAGAGCCGUGCGCGGCCGGCUGCAGGACCUUCUUUCGGGUUUGCUUGAAGCACUUUCAGGCGGUCAUCUCCCCGGGCGUGUGCACCUUCGGGAGCCUCACCACCCCGGUGCUGGGAACCAACUCUUUCGCCGUCAGAGAGACGGAGGGCUUCGGCAGUCCCAUCAAGUUGCCGUUUAACUUUACCUGGCCGGGAACUUUCUCCUUGAUUAUUGAAGCCUGGCAUGCUCCUGAAGGUUAUCAUCCAACAGGCUCCGAGACCCCAGCUCGGAAAUGGCUCAUCAGCCAAAUGGCGAUCCAGCGCUCGCUGGCCGUGGGCGAGGACUGGUCCCAAGACGAGCAGAGCAACCAGCGCGCCAAGCUCAGCUACUCCUACCGAGUGAUCUGCAACGAGCACUACUACGGAGACAACUGCUCUCGCAUCUGCAGGAGUCGGGACGACCACUUCGGACACUACGUUUGCCAACCUGACGGCAGCUUCGUCUGCAUGGCGGGCUGGACUGGAAACUACUGUACGGAGGCCAUCUGUUUAGCUGGGUGUUCAGAGAAAAGUGGAUUUUGCAGAAAUCCGGGAGAAUGCAUUUGUCGUAGUGGUUGGCGGGGCCGCUAUUGUGAUGAAUGCAUUCCUCAUGUGGGCUGUCGUCAUGGUACGUGUACAAAACCAGGGAAGUGCUUAUGUGAGGAAGGCUGGGGUGGCCUCUUCUGUGAUCAAGAUCUGAAUUAUUGUACCCAUCACAAACCUUGCAAAAACGGAGCCACUUGCAUGAACACAGGUCAAGGAAGCUAUACCUGUUCUUGCCAAGAGGGGUUCACUGGGAAGGACUGUGAAAGGAAUAUUAGUGAAUGUGAUAGCAGCCCCUGCAAAAAUGGGGGUAGUUGCACAGAUUUAGGAAACGAAUACCAAUGUACAUGUCUCCCAGGAUAUGAUGGCAUCAACUGUGAGCAUACUACCUUGACUUGUCUUGACUCUCCAUGUUUUAAUGGUGGAACAUGCCUGGAAAAAGAAAAAGGAACCAGCUAUGCAUGCCUUUGCCCCAUGGGAUUUACUGGAUCCAACUGUGAGAAAAAAGAAGACAGGUGCACCAACAAUCCCUGUGCUAAUGGUGGGCAGUGUUUUGUAAUGGGCCAACAGCAUGUAUGUCGCUGCCGUCCAGGCUUCUCUGGUCAGACAUGUGAGAUAUACAUCAGCAGAUGUUCAAGAAAUCCCUGUUCCCAUGGAGGAUCAUGUCAAGAUCUUGAUGCUACCCAUGAUUACAAAUGUACUUGCUUGCCAGGCUUCACUGGCAGAAAUUGUGAAAUUAGAACUAGAGAUGGUUGUUCUUCUGGACCGUGCCAAAAUGGGGGGACGUGCUACAGUGGGCUCUACACUAAAAGCUUUGCUUGCCACUGUACUUCUGGCUUCCUGGGCAUCCACUGUGAAUUUGCAGUGAAUCCUGUGACCAUCAUUCCACCGCUUCCUAAGCCAGUUCCCUGGGUGGCUAUAUCCAUGGGAGUUGGGUUAGUAGCUCUCCUCAUCCUGUGCUGCAUGAUAGCCAUAGUUAUCCGACAGAUGCAGAGACACCCAGAGCAAAAUUCAGAAACGAUGAACAACGUGUCUGACUUCCAGAAGGAAAAUCUCAUCCCGGCUUCUCAGCUUAAAAACACCAAUAAAAAUAAAGACCUUGAAAUUGAUUGCGUACUGGAGAAAUCAAACUACAAACUUAAAAACCAUACAUUGGAUUAUAACCUGGUGAAGGAGCUGACAAAUAGAGGGGCUCAGGAAGAUAAAUACCAUAAAAGUGAAAAGUGUAUAGGAGAGAAAUCGCCCUUCUGGCUAUGCAGUGAAAAGCCAGAAUGUAGAAUAUCAGCAAUAUGUUCUCCAAGGGAUUCAAUGUACCAGUCUGUUUUUGUAAUAACAGAAGAGCGGAAUGAAUGUAUUAUAGCUACAGAGGUAUAAGAGUGAAGGCUGCUC